UUCAUUUCUAAUGAGGUUAUGAAGUUGUUUAGAUUCUACAAAGAGCAAUAUCAGAAGACAGACUGGCAGAAGAUGAAGACAUUUGACAGGAGAAAACGUGAAUGGAUGGACCAUAUUUUGUCGUGUGGUGAAUUUGUGAAGAAGACCGAAGCUGAACUCAGUAAAGAUCUUGAUGUUGCCAGCUCAACCUCCACCAAACCGCCGAUUAAAACUCUGUACUCCACUGCGACUGAGAAGCUGAAGAUUAAACUGCUGUCUCAGCGGAAGUAAUUUCAGUAAUGGAUGUUA
This is a messenger RNA of Chiloscyllium plagiosum (whitespotted bambooshark), 288 nucleotides long. Lineage: Eukaryota; Metazoa; Chordata; Chondrichthyes; Orectolobiformes; Hemiscylliidae. The record is from RefSeq and is a predicted model, not a curated record.